Paramecium sonneborni is the source of this 1008-nucleotide messenger RNA. NCBI's taxonomy places the organism in Eukaryota, Ciliophora, Oligohymenophorea, Peniculida, Parameciidae. The record is from the annotation of a GenBank genome assembly.
AUGAGUUAAAGAAGCCAUUCAAUUAAUUAUUCUGAAAAAAUUGAUACAUCUGUAGAUUGUGGGCUUUCAGAAACUUAAGAAAUCUCAUAACUAUUCUUAAAUUACCUAAAAACUUAAUCUACCACUGAAUCAGAUUCUUUAAAGAAAUCUAAAGCAUAUUUAAAAUAAUUGUAAAAUGGUUUAAUAAUUUUCACUUGGUAUGAAGCAAUUGCAUUUACUAGUUGCUUUAUCGUUUUAAUCAUUAGUCAUGAAUAUUUAUUAAUUUACAUUGGAUUUGGAUUAUUUUUCAAAUUUUUGAUAUUUCUAAUACUAACUAUUUCAGCUAAAAAAUAAAAAAAGUUUAUAGGACUUAAAUCUACAAUUACUAGAAAAAUAUUUUUAAAGAUUAUUGUUAAAGAAAUAAUUCCUAAUCCAGAACAUAGACUUGAAAUAAAAUUGAUUGAUUUAAAAAUUGCAUCUAAAUUAACAUUUUAAUAAAUUUUUAAGGAAUUCACAAAAUAUCAUAUAAACUCUUUAAUUAUUAUCAUUUUAAUCACUUUAGGAAUUUAUGCUAUUUGUAUCUAAUUUAUCAUUGAGGAAUCUAAAAAUAAUUAAUAUUUGAUUUUUUCAGAAUUUGCUUUAAUUUCAUUACCACUUUCAUUUAUCCUAAUAAUCUUAUCCCUAAUGUUAAUAUACAUCUGCAUCAAUUCAUUUAUCAACUUAAUACAUAUGAUUGUGAAAAUUAUUAUUAAUAUAUGUAUUUCUGUACCAAAUCUUAUAAGAUAUAUACUUAAUAUUUUCAAGAUUAAAAGAGAAAAACACACUAUAUUAAUGAAAUAUAUCCACAAUUCAUUUACAAGUAAAGAUUUAUGCUCAAUAUGUCUUUGUUCAUUUUAGAAUUAAGGCAUUUUGUUACCAUGCAAACAUCUAUUUCACAUCAAAUGCAUAGAAAAAUGGUUUUUUGCCAAUAAUACAUGUCCUAUAUGUAGAUCAAAAAUUAAUAAUGAUGAUGAAAAUUAAUAAAAAUGA